Molecule: messenger RNA, 757 nt
Organism: Saccostrea cuccullata (small rock oyster)
Lineage: Eukaryota; Metazoa; Mollusca; Bivalvia; Ostreida; Ostreidae
Exons: 8
Coding region: 1-648 (215 amino acids)
Biological process (GO): protein ubiquitination
Molecular function (GO): metal ion binding; ubiquitin-protein transferase activity
Source: RefSeq, a predicted model, not a curated record
AUGACCGCGGUCAUUUCUGUGGAGGGACUCUGGUGUCCGACCAAUGGGUUGUUACCGCCGCUCACUGUCUCUACGGAGUCCCAGUAUGUCCUUGUUGUUUUGGACACUGGAGAAAAGGAAUACUACCGCUGGACCUUUGACCAGGAGAACCUACUGUUCUACAAAUCCUCGCCAGACUCAGGGUACGCAGCUUUACCUGUAGGAACACCGGUAAGGAGAGGCAGACAUUGGAAUUAUGAUGAUCAAGAUGGUGGUCCAGAUGAAAAAGGGGUUGUCAUCAUCAACAAAGAUGGAGGAAGGCUAGUCAAGGUAUGCUGGCGUUCACCUUUCGCUGCACAUGAAUUGAAUGUUUACAGAUACGGAGAUCAAGAAAGAUUCGACAUUGAUGUUGCAGAAUCUCCACUCAUUGAUUUGGAAGGACUAAUUGAUUCUGGGUCACCGAAAUGGGAGGUAUGUGAUGAGACGGGCAAUUGCUGGCCCCUAACAGGGGUUAGUGCCCUGGAACUACAGGACAGCGUGGCCCUUAAAAAGCCCAUACUGACCAUGAAGGAGGGACAUACUCAGGGGACAUUUAGGCUGGAAGGUGACAAACUGACAGACUUCAACACGAACAAGACUUUAUGGAUAAGAAAGAUGGAGGAAACAUGAGGAUUGAUCUUCCUAGAGAUGGAAAUUUUACAGUUUUGAAGAAUAUGACAGAAACGGAGUUGUGACUGCUUUCUAUAUUUGCUACGCAUUUAAUGCAUGUACAUCCUUA